CUCUUAGAAAGAUUCUCAAACCCCUCUACACUUCUUUGUGUGUAGAGAUUAAUAAACCAUGUCUAUUAAUAAUUUUCUCCCAUUCUUCUUCCUCUUUUCACUUUUUUUACAUAAUGCAUCUUCUUCAGCUAUCGCCUCGAAUUCCGACAAUGGUGGUCAUGGCUUUGUAGAUAGGCAAGUUCUCAAUUUGAAGAAACUCAAGUGGAAACGUGAACAAAAUCAUAAUACAACUAAAUGCUUUCCUCAAAGAUCAAGAACAGAAAAGAAUGUAACUAUAUUAGAAGUGCAUCACAAGGACUACUGUUCUAAAACCAAGUCAAAUUGGAACCAAAGACUCCAAAAACACAUACUUUCAGAUCAAAUUCGGGUGCAUUCGCUACAAUCAAGGAUUAAAAUUGCGCUUUUUAAUGGCUUUAAUCAAGAACUUUCACAAGCUCAGAUCCCUCUUAUAUCUGGAGCCAAACUCCAGACUCUCAACUACAUUGUGACCGUUGGCUUAGGCAGUCGCAACAUGACACUAAUCGUGGAUACAGGGAGUGACGUCACAUGGGUCCAAUGUGAACCGUGUGGUUCUUGUUAUAGUCAACAAGAACCUCUAUUUAACCCAACAGACUCUCCUUCAUACAAACCAGUUCUAUGCAAGUCAACAACUUGUCAAGACCUCCAAUCUGCCACUGGUAACUCAGGAGUUUGUGAGGCUAACUCUACAACUUGUAACUACUAUGUUAGCUAUGGAGACGGGUCGUACACAAAAGGUGAUCUAGCUAGUGACAGCAUUGUACUUGGUACCUCAGCAAUCAAUGGUUUCGUGUUUGGUUGUGGACGGGUUAAUGAUGGACUGUUUGGGGGAGCUUCCGGGCUUAUGGGACUUGGAAGGAGUGCUCUUUCAUUGGUUACUCAAACUAAUGAUGUUUUUGGAGGAGUUUUUUCUUACUGUUUACCAUCAGUGACAGAUAAGGGUUCAGGGUCACUAAUUUUAGGGGAUGAGAUUUCAGCUUACAAGAACUUUAGCCCGAUUUCUUAUACUAAGUUAAUAUCCAACCCAUUGCUUCCUUUUUACUUUCUUAACCUCACAGGAAUCAGUAUAGGAGGGGUAUGGUUACAAGACCCAAGUUUCGGUCAAAAGAAAAUGCUAAUAGAUUCAGGAACCGUUAUCACAAGGCUUUUUUCCUCUGUUUACAUUGCUGUGAAGUCCGAAUUCUUAAAACAGUUUUCGGGUUUUCCAAAAGCUCCAAACUUUUCAAUCUUGGAUACUUGUUUUAACCUCUCUUCCUAUGAUCAAGUGGAGAUACCUACAUUCAAGCUACAUUUUGAAAGCAAUGCUAAGCUUACAGUCGAUGUAAACGGAUUACUAUACUUUGCAAAGUCGGAUGCAUCUCAAGUUUGUCUAGCUAUUGCAGGACUAUCGGAUGAAGAGGAUAUUGGCAUCAUUGGUAAUUACCAGCAAAAGAACACAAGAGUUAUAUACAACACUAAAGCCUCAACACUUGGAUUUGCUCAAGAAACUUGCAGUUUGGAAUGAAACUGCAAAAGGGACAGAUUCAUUCAUGAUUGUUGUGAAUAUUAUAUCAUUCAAAGAAUUUUAUAUUCAGUCAUUGGGUCAUGGUAUAGAAUAUUAAUACCUAUGCAAUUUAUGAUUUCAGAGUGUUGUUUAACUUAUACAAA
This is a messenger RNA of Erigeron canadensis, 1665 nucleotides long. RefSeq names its product aspartyl protease family protein At5g10770. Gene Ontology annotation, biological process: proteolysis. The transcript has 2 exons. Bases 59 to 1522 code for a protein of 487 amino acids. Gene Ontology annotation, molecular function: aspartic-type endopeptidase activity. The record is from RefSeq and is a predicted model, not a curated record. Lineage: Eukaryota; Viridiplantae; Streptophyta; Magnoliopsida; Asterales; Asteraceae.